GCCAUCCCAAAGUACUUGUCAGUUUCUGUUGUAGGACAACCCUCACACUCGUUUCUAGAUCCGUAUUCCCACCGCAGCCAUGCGCGCAACAGGGACAGCCAUCGCAGCUUUGCUCUUCGGAGCCGCUGAGGCCCUCCACCAUUUCGCGCCUCGCUCUCUCAACGACACCACCGGCCCCAGCGACCCGGCGCCGAAGCGGUACAUCGUCGAGUACAAAUCCCGUGCCCACGGUUCUCUCGUCGCCGCCAAAGUCGCUGCCGGAUUUUCGGGUCUCCGCGUCGUGAAGCAAUUUGACUCGGACAUCUUCCCCGCCGUCACCGUCGAGUGCGAUGGAGGAUGCAGCGCUGAAUCUGUGAGAAGUGCUCUUGACGACGGCGACGAGCCUGUUGUGGCGACGGUCUACAAGUCGCAGGUCAUGCAGAUUCUUCCGACUGUUGAGGGCGAGUCAUACAGCGAUGAUGCGGCGGCGCUGAAUUACUCUGUCCAUGGUCUUACCGGAGUUGAGAAGCUUCAUGAGGAUGGAGUGUUGGGUGAGGGCGCUAUUGUUGCCAUUGUCGACAGUGGUGUUCAGUACACUCAUCCUGCAUUGGGUGGAGGCAUUGGGCCUAACUUUACUGUUGCUGGAGGCUAUGAUCUUGUUGGUGAUGCUUGGCCUGAUGCGCCAGCCCAACCGGAUGACGACCCUAUGGACAGAUAUGGCCAUGGAACUCACGUUGCCGGCAUCAUUGCCGGCAAGAGUGAACAAUUUGUCGGCGUGGCCCCUAGCGCCAAGUUGUUGUCUUUCAAGGUAUUCGGCAGCAGUGGUUACUCUAACGAGGAGACGGUUAUUGAAGGCUUCCUGAAGGCAUAUGACUCUGGUGCCGAUAUCAUCAGUGCCAGCGUUGGCGAAACCAGUGGUUUUACCACGAACGCACUUGCAGUUGUCGCGUCUAGAAUCGUCGACAACGGUGUCGUCGUGGUCUUUGCUGCAGGUAAUUCCGGACAAGAUGGUCCCUUCGACAUGGCAAACGGAGCAUCCGGCGAACACGUAUUGACCGUCGCAUCUUCCGAUCCUGGCGUAUUUCCCGCCCAGGCCUUCUCGGCAAACUUCAACUUGGGCGGCAAAUCCAACAAGACCGAGAUCGCAUACAUCCCUGGAUCGGGCUUCUUCCCAGACACCAUUGUCGACUGGCCCGUCAAACCCGUAACCCUCAACUCCUCUUUUGCCAAUGACGCGUGCCAGCCUCUCCCGGCGAACACAACCUCUCUCAACAAUACCGUAGUCCUCGUUAGAACUGGUGGCUGCACCAACACCGUCAAGCACACCAACGUAGCCGCCUUCGGCGCCCGCUACGUCCUCUUCUACAACGAUGCCGGCCCAUACAAAAGCGCCGAAAGCUCCAACCUCACUGGCCUCACUGGAGCCAUCGAAGCAAAUGCCGGCGAAGCCAUCAUUGCCACCAUCCUCGACGGAGGCAACGUCACUGCUUCAUUCGACAUCUCCACGGCCCACUAUGUCGGUCUCCGCAACGCUGGAGGCGGACAGCCCUCCUUGUUUUCCUCAUGGGGCAGCACCUACGACCUCGCCCUCAAGCCCGACGUCGCCGGCCCUGGCACAAAGAUCCUCAGUACCUACCCGACGAACGAGUACCGCGUGCUGAGUGGCACGAGUAUGGCGACGCCUUACAUCAGCGGUGUCGCCGCUCUCUGGGUAGGCAAGUUCGGAGGUCGGGCCGCGCACAAAGAUGAUCCGGAGUGGGCGCGCCGUCUAAUUGCGCGAAUCACGUCGACUGCUGGUGCUGUACCGUGGGCUGACUGGGCGACUACCGCGACCGACUACGGCUUCUGGGCCCCGACAACCCAAGUGGGUGGCGGGUUCGUUGAUGCGCAAAAGGUUCUUGCGUAUACUACCGAACUGAGCUUCGACGGCCGCAAAUUUGAGCUCAAUGAUACUGCGCACUUCAAGGGCACACACACGGUGGAGAUUACGAACCGCGGCACAGAGACAGUUACGUACAAGUUCUCGCUUCAGGAUGCUGGUGGAUAUACCGCGUAUACCCCCUCUGUCCCUGGACAGACUCAAUUUGCUGUUCCUGGCAUCCCUCUUUACGCGGAUCUCGACCCCUUCAAGCUGACUCCCGAGGUUGCCCUGCCCCAGGAGGUUACCAUCGCGGCUGGCGAGACUAAGGCAACAGAGUUCACUUUCAGCCUUCCCGAGGGAGCGGACGCCACGAAGUUGCCAGUGUACAGCGGCAAGGUCCUGGUUAGCGGCAGCAAUGGCGAAGAACUCGGGAUUCCUUACUUCGGUGUUGCUUGCGACUUGAAAGAGACUAUUGAAAACGUUUGGGACUACGGAUGGAAUAACCCUUACCUCACGUCUGGCGUAAACGGCAUCAAGCUCGACCAGAAGUCCAACUUCACUUUCAACCUCAGCCGAGAGGCGCAAGACUUCCCGAAACUGUUCACCCAAUUUGUAUGGGGAACCAAGGAGUUCCGCUGGGAUAUUUUCUCGGGCAAUUACAGCGAGACGCAAUGGUCAUAUCCUCCUGUCGCAGGUCAGAAGGGGUUCGUCGGCUCGGCAACCGCCUGGAACGGAACUGCCACCUCGGCUUGGUUCAUCCCAGGUGAAGAUAAUGAGGACGAUAUCUUCUCCCUUCCGCUCUACUCGCAACCUCGUGCAAGAGGAGGUAUCUACUACUGGCUCGGAAGGUUUGCCGAUGGAUCUCACAUCCAAUCCGGAUCAUACAAAUUUCGCAUUGCUGCUUUGCGGCCUUUUGGCGUUCCAGAAGUUUCAGAGGACUGGGAUAUUUGGCAGACGCCUGCCAUUACUGUGCUGCCCCUUGAGGCCUGAUGCUUCUCUGACGGGCCUACACGGUUCAGGUCUUACUCAAACUGUGGUAGCAUGUGUAUCCGAACUUUGGGCAUCACUGCAGAUACAACUCUGUCAUUAAAUUCAAUUUCCCUUCUUUCAAUUUUGAAAUAUUUUCUCUUCAACUUCGCUACCAACGCUUCACUCAACGCAAUCAACGCAAAUCUGGCCUUCCAGUUGAUUGAUUGCCAAAAUGCCCUCGAGCAGUUAAUUAAUUUGAUUAAUUACCUUUUUACUCGUCAGUUAAUUAAAUUGGUUAUUAAAAUAAAGCUAUUCGUACUACCCUAUCUAGUUAUUAAGUAAACUAGCCUCCUCUAUUCU
Colletotrichum phormii is the source of this 3169-nucleotide messenger RNA. Its product is annotated as peptidase S8/S53 domain-containing protein. Gene Ontology annotation, biological process: proteolysis. The transcript is spliced from 10 exons. Bases 80 to 2830 code for a protein of 916 amino acids. NCBI's taxonomy places the organism in Eukaryota, Fungi, Ascomycota, Sordariomycetes, Glomerellales, Glomerellaceae. Gene Ontology annotation, molecular function: serine-type endopeptidase activity. Gene Ontology annotation, cellular component: membrane; cell wall. The record is from RefSeq and is a predicted model, not a curated record.